AGAGAUAGAAGUACCAUUAAGUCGUGGGAUUGAUUUUUUUCUAAUAAUAAAAAAAUAAACUAUACUAAUUUAAUUUUGGUUAUAACCAAAAUUAGACUCAAACUAACCUAUGAAUACCCCUUCACAGCCAUCAAAGAAACAAAUUAGCUUGGCGGGAAAAUCCACCAGUUUCCUACCAUCUCUUCUCAACUGAACAAAAAGGGGUAUUAUGGACAAAUAUUUGGUUCCUUCAGAUCCUUCUCCCAUAAACCCCAAACCCACUAAGAGGUCGCAAUGGAAGAGAAGUCUAUUGGAAUUGAAUGGAAGAUUUGAUCAGAAGUAUCAGCAUGAUGUUUAUGGGUUACUCAUGCAAUCUUAUUCUGAGGUUAUGGCAUUACCCCAUACUUAUCACAUCAAUGGAGUGCCUUGUCCAACACAUGUGAACUGGUUUCUUGGUGGUGUUGAAAAUCCGUUUGGCGGAGAUGGUAUCUCAGCUUUGGAAUUCGAUAAAAAGGGCAUAUAUCUAGCAUCAGUGACUAAAUCGGGUUGCUUAACUGUGCAUGACUACGAGAGUCUCUGUUGUAAUGGUUCAAAAGAAGAUGAAACAAAGCAGUUGCUGCACAUUUCUACUGGUCAACAACUUGAUGUUGUCCGAUGGAAUGUUUCCAACCAAAAUGAGGUUGCUUGCACAUCUAUGAAAAGUUCAGAAGUACGUAUAUUUGACAUUGGUUAUGUAUCUUCAGAACCUGUUGAAGUGUUAAGGAAAAGGCAUACUAUCUCCGUUCAUGGGUAUAAUGCUCAUAAAGGUUUCACUGAUAUAGCAUUUUGUUCCCAUGAUGACUCAAGGUUACUUGCUUCUGAUGUCUCUGGUGUUAUAAAUAUAUGGGAUAGAAGAGUCGGGGGUCUUCCAUGUCUUGAGCUAGCAACCAAUUCUAGUAGUCCUCUUAACAGUGUCAAAUUGAAUGCAGAUAAUCAGGUUAUUUUUGGAGCUAGCAAGCAGGGAACUAUUUACAUGUGGGAUAUUCGUGGUGGAAGAUCGUCUGCAGCUUUCCAGAAUAACAGAGUGGUAAGUUAUGCUCCUAUAACAGCAGUUAAAUUGGCAUCUGAGCUAGAGAGAAUUGAUUCGUUGAAGGCUCAGUCAAAUAUAGUUUCGAACGAAAUACACUCCAUUGAUAUAAAUCCAUCUUGCCAAUAUCAACUAGCAUUUCAUCUUGACGAUGGUUGGUCAGGCGUUUUGGAUGUUCAUAGUUUGAAAGUCACACAUAUUCAUUGUCCUCCUCCACCUUGGUUGGAUGUCCUUGAUUUGGAUAGCGUACAUUGUUUACGGAAACCUUCAUGGCUGCCAGCAUAUUCGAUUUAUGUGGUUGGAUCAUCGUCAAGUAAAGGGCUCUUUCUUUUGGAUUUCUAUCCAGAUCGUAGCUCCCCUAGCCAUGUGGAUUUCAAUGAGGAGAUGCAAGAGCUUUACGGAGUAAAGAGCCAGCAUAAGCAAAAUCAAUUCAUUCCAACAACUGAAGGUGUUACUGCAUGUAUUGCUCAUCCCUCGAGUGGAACCAUUGUGGUUGGAACCAAGUGUUCCAAGUCUUCAGGUACUUCUUGUUCAAUCCCUUUCUUUUCCAGCCAUGCAGUAGCUGAAGUGGAGUUGGUCAUGGACCAGCUAAGGGCCAAAAAUUGCAAAAAGACAUGCACCAAAGCUGAUAUAUGACCUUGCAAUGCAUACAAAGAUGGCAGAUGUCUUCAGGAUAUUCUUCACAUAUGUGGCAGACUGUUUUACACCAUUUAAUUUAUUAUGUCUUUUAUAUACCACUUUCACAAGUUUCAAGAAAUUCAAAUAAUUAAUCAAAUUCAAAAUUUGAUGUUAUGUUUUCUCUAUUGGCAACCUUUGGUCAAUCUUUAUUUUAUUGUUUACUUCUACUAUUAGAUACAUAAUACACAAGUCAAAAUGCUAUUUUAAGGACAAUGAGGAUGCUAAAUGGCCAUCCAACCUAGGAGGUGAGGGGCAGUGGGCUGUAGGUUUCACUCCUGCCACCUUUCUUCAGUUUCUUGUGAAUUUUCCUGUGAUUUUUCAGAUGCAGUUCCGUUGGAGGCAGCCAGUGCCCUUAACUGUUUUGUCUAUACGAAAAUAGAACCUCCAUCUUUAUAGUCAAAGCCUAAGUCACUCUGAGACUCUGUUUCGAAGGGAUUUUAAUUUUUAGAAGUGAAUACAAUUUUGAAAUGCUUGUUGUCUCUGGGAACCUCUUACAAUCAUUGUCUAAUUUAUUGCCUAUCUUGUUAAGACAAUGCUUUUCUCUGAACAGCAUGCUGAAAAACAUGUAAUUAAUAGAAGCAUACAUACCAAUUUGAUGCCAAUUUUUGUUCUAAC
Molecule: messenger RNA, 2338 nt
Organism: Lycium barbarum (goji berry)
Lineage: Eukaryota; Viridiplantae; Streptophyta; Magnoliopsida; Solanales; Solanaceae
Exons: 18
Coding region: 209-1681 (490 amino acids)
Molecular function (GO): protein binding
Source: RefSeq, a predicted model, not a curated record